UCGCCAGCUUCAGCUGAACGAAACAACAGCCAAUCAGCGCACAGUAGGACGAGUUUCUGAGCAUGAACGUCGAGCUGCUACUGUUCUUGAAGGAGAACGCACACUUCCUCUGUGCUUCGCCGAUAAAUGGGUGUAGGGUGUCGAUUUGCUCUCUAUUCAACGGGAAAGCGUGCGGUGUUCCGAUGUCACAAGAGGAGUUUGAUAGGGAGCUGUGCGAGCUCCAGGAGAUCGAUAGGAACUGUAUUGAAUACUCGCUGUUCAAGGACUCCAUUGUGUUCAUCAACGAGCUGAACCUGGGGAUCUUGAUCGAGACGUUGAGCUGUGCCGCCUCUGAGGAGGCCAGGAAGCUGAAACGACCAAAGGCCAAGGCGUCGACCUCUGGUAAGAGCUCAAGGGCCAGCCUAGCGAAUAGAUUGAGUUCUCUACUCGAUGAGCCGCUAGAAUCAGAGGAACUGAGCAAGCUGAGGGAGCUGCUGAACUAUGAAAGCACUGGGCAUAGGCUCUCAAAGAAGCACCUUGCGCUAACGACACCUCGUUCUCCGUUCUUACCAACGUGUAACGAUCCACAGCACUCUACAAUGCUGGCGUCGAGCUCUCCAGUACAGCUGAACAAGCUGCCAAAGGACCUACGCCAGUGCUUGAACAAUAAGAUCCAUUUCAUUCCGAUGAUUAAGGCACACACCGAUGUUUCACUGGGUGAUUGCUCCUACUUGGACACAUGCCAUAAGCUGGAUAGCUGUCGCUACGUCCACUAUACACGCCAUGUCCCACACGAGCGACUGUCGAAGGAACUCGCCAAAUGUGAGGAGUUCAACGACGAGAUUGCAUACUGGGAGAGAAUAUCACCCUGGAUGCCCAAUGGCUCGGUCAGCAAUCUCAGCAGAGAGACACUCCCACCUCAGUGGAUCAACUGUGACGUUCGAACGUUCGACUUCACGACGCUGGGCAAGUUUGCUGCCGUGAUAGCAGAUCCUGCGUGGAACAUCCACAUGAACCUGCCUUAUGGCACGUGCAAUGACACCGAGCUGCUGAACCUGCCUCUCCAUACGAUCCAGGACGAAGGUGUUCUGUUCCUGUGGGUCACGGGACGUGCCAUUGAGAUCGGCAAGGCCUCCCUGAUGAAAUGGGGGUACAAGAUCAAGAACGAGGUCAUAUGGGUCAAGACAAACCAGCUGUCAAGAACAAUAUGCACCGGAAGAACUGGCCAUUGGCUCAACCACUCCAAAGAACACCUGUUUGUUGGAGUAAAGGGUGAGCCAGAAUGGCUCGACCGUCUGAACGACGUCGACGUGAUGGUCUCCUCCACCAGGGAGACCUCCAGGAAGCCGGACGAGCUCUACGGCAUGAUCGAGAGGCUCGUUGGCCCUCACGCACGCAAGCUCGAGAUCUUUGGCAGGGAUCAUAACACCAGACCUGGAUGGCUCACUAUCGGAAACCAACUCAACGGCUCCCAGCUCUUCGAAACAGACGUUGCCAACAAGCUCAAGGCCAACACCUGUUUCUCUAGUAUAGUACGCUAGGCAAUCCUGGGAUUACCGCUUUAGGAAGUCAACCCUGCUAGCCAAUUGAAGUGCGCGAAAAUUUCACGGCCAUGUAAUCGAG
Messenger RNA from Williopsis jadinii, 1602 nucleotides. It is a transcript of the gene IME4, whose product is annotated as mRNA (N6-adenosine)-methyltransferase. Bases 63 to 1520 code for a protein of 485 amino acids. Gene Ontology annotation, molecular function: mRNA m(6)A methyltransferase activity. The record is from RefSeq and is a predicted model, not a curated record. Lineage: Eukaryota; Fungi; Ascomycota; Saccharomycetes; Phaffomycetales; Wickerhamomycetaceae. Gene Ontology annotation, cellular component: RNA N6-methyladenosine methyltransferase complex; nucleus. The transcript has 3 exons.